GGUCUUGCCCUGUUUUUAGGCAUGUUAUCUUCCGAGUUCAACUGGGACAAGUAUUUGAAGACUUGUGAGGCAAAAGCAGCGCCUGAAUAUCUCUUCAAACCUAUCUCACCAACCAAACACGGUUUCAAAAUCGGCAUGAAGCUAGAGGCCGUGGAUCGAAUGAACCCGGAUCUAAUCUGCGUUGCUACGGUGACAAAUGUGAUUGGCAACCACUUUCUUGUUCACUUUGAUGAGUGGGACGACUCCUAUGACUACUGGUGUGGGGAUGACUGCCCUUACAUUCGUCCUGUGGGGUGGUGUAAGGAGAAUAAUAGGAAUCUUAACCCACCCAACGACGACGAGUUUCACACAUUUCGUUGGGAGGAUUACCUUAAAUCCACAGGGACUAUUGCUGCCCCGUCACAUUUCUUCAAAACGCGGGUUCCACCAGCCUUCGAAGUCAAUCACAAGCUUGAAGCAGUUGACAAGAGAAAUCCCUCCUUGGUACGAGCAGCCACCGUGGUUGAAGUUAAUGAGUACCGAUUGCGUAUACAUUUUGAUGGAUGGGAUGAUAUUUAUGAUGACUGGUUUGAGGCUGACAGCUUGGAAAUCUACCCAGUGGGGUGGUGUGAAAGGACGGGUCAUCCUUUGGAGACCCCCCUCACGACGCGUGAGAAGAUAUCAAGCGCGGCAUGUCCGACUCCUGGAUGUAAAGGAAUUGGUCAUGUGAAAGGAGCGAAAUACUCGACACAUCACAGCACGUUUGGUUGCCCCUAUUCUCUGCAGAACUUGAACAAGGACUCGUGCCUUGUCGAUCGACUUUCUAAUAAUUCCAUGACUGAAGAGUCGGAUUGGUCUUACGCCUCCAAACAAAAAUUAGCAGUGGUAAAAGCUAUUAAAGAGGAAAUUUCCACCAAUCAAGGAGAUGGGAGCUGUCCGACACCGGGGUGCGACGGGACAGGUCACGUGAGCGGACAGUGGAAGACACACUACACUUUGUCAGGAUGUCCCAGAGUGAAGCAUUUAUCAAAAUCUCCCCUGUCAAAAUCACCAACCGCAAAGAAAUCUGGCUUUCUACAUUCCCCCACGAACAAGAGUUUUGUCACAAGCAUUCCAGAAUCCAAUGUGAUCGGCACACGCAGUACCUCAAGGCGAGUUAGCACCAAGGAGGAAAAGCCUGACAUCACCAAAUACAAAGUCGCAGAUAAAGCCAUUCAGCACGUGUCACCGUUCUCGUUCCCAUGGCCUCUCGGUAGUGGGUUUCCUUCAGCGUUUUUAAGCGAACUCAGGACUUCUAUCAGCCGUAAUAACAGCGCUGCACUGUCCAGUGAGCGACAGCGAAUGAUGGGUUGGGAUGUCAACGACGUUGCCAGUCACAUAUCGUGUCUAGGUUGUGGAGAUCAAGCCAAAAUUUUCAUUGAACAGCAAAUCGAUGGAGAAGCCUUCCUCUUGCUUAACCAGAGUGACAUUGUGAACAUUUUAAAGAUCAAGCUUGGUCCUGCGUUGAAGAUCUACAACACCAUUCCAAAAUUUUGAUGGAACCAUUCUUAGCUCUUUUUACAAUGUAGACAAUUCAUUCGCCCCAGUCCCUAAUGGCUGUGAAUAGCCGGGCACUGACAUACGUAAUCUGCAGUGGGCUUCCCUAUGAAAAUUCAUUUGAUAGUAUCAAAACGUCAAUCAAAAAAAAGCAUUGAGAAAUCUCGCAUCAAGAAAGAAUUUUUAGAACUCCUUUGAGUGAUCUACUCUUAAACAUUAGUUAGAAACAAAUGCAAUAAACCUCCCUUCGUUCGACAGAUUUUGCGUUCGAUUUUACCUUUUUUGCUUGUUAACUUGCAAGUUAGCAUCUAUAGAUUAAAUACAUGGUAUGGUAGAUUCAAAACAAGGUAGACGGAACUCUCUCUUAAAAACAUUCAAGUAGUACAGCGUAUCCGAGUAAUCCUCACAGAGACUUCUAUUAAAGUGUGAGUUUGGGUCUUUGAA
This is a messenger RNA of Stylophora pistillata, 1959 nucleotides long. RefSeq names its product lethal(3)malignant brain tumor-like protein 4. Lineage: Eukaryota; Metazoa; Cnidaria; Anthozoa; Scleractinia; Pocilloporidae. Gene Ontology annotation, molecular function: zinc ion binding; histone binding; chromatin binding. Gene Ontology annotation, biological process: negative regulation of DNA-templated transcription. Gene Ontology annotation, cellular component: nucleus. The record is from RefSeq and is a predicted model, not a curated record.